AUGCUAAGCAAAACAGGAUGCACACUUUGUGAGUAGAGCGUUCCUUUCCUUAAGCAGAUGAAACAAAAAUUUCCUCUAGCAUCCUUCAGAGUUGUUAACAUCGAUAACUUAGCAGAGUAUAAAUAAUUCAAAAAUGAAGUACCUGUAGUCCUAAUUAAUGAGCAAGUUUUUUCAAAAUUUUAAGUAAACUAAAAGCUUUUAGAAGACGCUAUUUCAUAUAAGUACAAAAAUAUAGAGUAAGGUGACAGCAAGUAGUGA
Tetrahymena thermophila SB210 is the source of this 258-nucleotide messenger RNA. RefSeq lists its product as hypothetical. Lineage: Eukaryota; Ciliophora; Oligohymenophorea; Hymenostomatida; Tetrahymenidae. The record is from RefSeq and is a predicted model, not a curated record. The transcript has a single exon.